Messenger RNA from Peronospora belbahrii, 483 nucleotides. The record is from the annotation of a GenBank genome assembly. Lineage: Eukaryota; Oomycota; Peronosporomycetes; Peronosporales; Peronosporaceae.
AUGAACGUUUCUUCUUCUCGUGCAAUUAUUCUACACCCACUUGUUGCGCCUAUAAAUGAUGACUUAUCAACAGAAGCUCUUGCAUUGGACGAAUGGCUUCGUAGUCUCAUCCCGUCGUUCUCGUACGAGCUUUCUUCGUUGAGUCUCUUGGACUUUACAUGCGAUGAGACUGUUCACGUGGUGUUAAGCUUCUUGGAUGGACCUUCCCUCUGCUCAGCACGCAGCGUUUGUCGCUCAUGGCACGAAUUGAGCAACGAUGAUCAGCUGUGGCUAAACUUGUGUCUCCAGGAGUUUCACGUGUCACCCACGCAGCUUACGAAGCAACCUGAGAGCUACCAGAAGCUCUACCAGUUUGCCUGCCGUUCGCUCAACAAGCUACUGCGUGACUAUUUGCACGAGCAAUGUCUCUCGAAUCUUCAAAAUUCACUGCGCAUCCCCCGAGAGGCAGCGCUGACGCUCAUUGCAUCACGCUCAUCCGUCUAA